Messenger RNA from Thunnus maccoyii (southern bluefin tuna), 2441 nucleotides. It is a transcript of the gene fyrd1, whose product is annotated as transforming growth factor beta regulator 1. The record is from RefSeq and is a predicted model, not a curated record. Lineage: Eukaryota; Metazoa; Chordata; Actinopteri; Scombriformes; Scombridae. Gene Ontology annotation, biological process: regulation of DNA-templated transcription; regulation of cell cycle. Bases 134 to 1771 code for a protein of 545 amino acids. Gene Ontology annotation, cellular component: nucleus. The transcript is spliced from 15 exons.
GCCAUCCUAGAAAAAAAAUAUUGCUUCCGGUUGAUACACGACGGAAACAAACAACCCGGAGCACGCACUGAUAGAGUGGGUUCAGCUCGUUUGCUGCACUUUAAUCGAGGGCAGAGGCUCGUCCCUGUCUCCUAUGGAGUCACUCAACACUUUUGAAUCUGAGAUGGAGGCUGAUGGACAGGGAAGCUACUCUCUGUUUCCUGCUCUGGAUAGCAUUGCAAGUCUGUCUGGGACUGCUGAAACUCUGGAGAGCGAACCACCCAGUGAAAUUGCAGAGAAGCCAAACCUCACAUGGCUCGAUGCUGCCCAGAUUGUGCUGGAGGAAGCAGGACGUCCCAUGCACAUAAAGGAGAUUAAACAGAGAAUCAUCGACAGGGGACUCGUUCAGUCUAACGCAAAAUCAAGUCUGGAGGCCGUCAUGUACCGUGAGACACAAAAAGGCAGCAGGAGAUUCAAGAGGAUUGAGAACAGAAACGGAGUCUUUGCACUGCUGACUGAUGAGGAGCGUCAACAGGCCCUGCAGGCCUUCACUGCCCAGUCUUUCCUCGGCUCCCCGCAGCAGAAUACCAUCUCCAGUUCUGGCUCAGGUACCUCGGGACCCGCCUUCCCAUCCCCCACCAGUUCCUUUGAGCAUAAGGGAAAGAUGAAGAGAGGUCCGCGAAAAAACCAGAAUGAAAAGUACAGGCUCAAGUACCUGAGACUGCGCAAAGCAGCUCGGGCCAUGAUAUUUGAGAAUGCAGCUCUUUGUGAUGAAGUUGCCCACUUAGAGGAGAAGUUUCUGAGAGCAAAGGAGGAGCGCAGGUUCUUACUGAAGUCGUUGUUGCAGUACCAGUCUUUGUCAGAGGGAGAGAUACUGCCAACACCUGCAUCAAGCUCUCAUCCAGCUGUGCCGCCUGUUGCAUUAACCUCAGGUUCAGCUGGGGCUUCAGGCCUGUCCGGGGGGCAUAACCUUACAUCAGUGGUGUCAACAGGGGACGAGGGACCUCUUAAAAAACCCAAGAAGGAAAGGAAAGAGCGAGGACGAGAGAACGGAAAGGAGGAACUUCCAAAGAAAAUGUCUAAGAAGAGAAAACUAGCAGACGGCUCUCGGAAGCUGGUGCAACCCAUCCCUCUGGACUCAUCUGGUCGUCCCGUCUUUCCCAUCGUACUGGGAGGAUUAACAGUCUACAGUCUGGGAGAGAUCAUCACAGACAGAAUGUUGUUCCAUGACGAGUGUGCCAUCUACCCAGUGGGCUUCUGCAGCACUCGAAUCUUUGCUAGCAUGAAAAACCCUGACCAGCAGUGCCUCUACACCUGCCAAAUCAAGGAUGGUGGAACAGGUCCACAGUUUGAGAUUGUGCCUGAAGAAGAUCCUCAGAAUGCAAUUGUGGCCUCCUCUGCCCUGACGUGCCACUCCAAUCUACUAAUGACCAUUGCAUCUGUCAGCUCCAAGUCUGUUGAGCCCAUUGUGCCAUCAGGAGCAGACUUCUUUGGUUUCUCUCACCCCACCAUCCAGAAUCUGAUCCAGAGUUGUCCUGGAGCACGCAAGUGUAGCAACUACCGAUGGAUACGUUUUGAGGUGUGUCGCCCUGGUGAUGGCCAAGUUCCUCACAGCCUGUCAGAGGACGACGCCUCUGUCAACUUUGAUGCCUACCAGAGACACCAGGGCUUUGACGAGAACAUAAAGACGGAGCACAUCACAGGACAGACACCACAGUCUCCUAGUUCCUCUCAUCAGCACCACCUGACCUCCCCCACCAUGAAGCCCUCUACCUCCUAUUACAGCUCCUGAGAUUCUGCUCCAAAGCACCUCUGAAAUAACGGAUUGUAUUCAUCAAGAACUCUUUAUUUACCAGAUUUACAUUUUUUAAAAUUCCAAACAAUAUACAUUCAGUGUUUGUCAAACAGAGGUAGAUAAUAAUUCAAACCUAUGAUAUUUAUUCUGCCAUCUUCUAGCAAGCCCCAGACAAAGCAUUACUGGGGAUGUGUGCUAGCAUGGAUGAUGCCAACAUACUGGAUGUGGCUAGCAAGUUAGCUUCUUGCUCUGUAUUUAAAAUUGUAUUUGUUACUCGAUGACUCAAGCUGACAUUAUGUUGCAAAUAUAAUUAGUAUUGGCCUUUUCAUUAUUUUGGGAUGACACUGGGAAAAAAAAAAACUGUAUUAUGCCAAAAGUUUUGGUUCAUGGGCAACUAUUUGUGAUCAACUGUUGGUACCCUACUUAAUGUUGCAGUUGUAACAUUUUUCCAAUUGAAACAACUAUUGAUCAUGUUUGAUUAAUCAAUAAUUUGACUGCAUUUCCAUCUGUUUUUCUUUGAAGUAAAAGCAUUGGUUUUGAAUGCAACACACCCACACAAACUUAAUUGUUGAUUUGUCAUUUAUUUGUGCAAAUGAUACAAGUCGAAAGGACUCAUUUGUGCUAUAAACAUUUGUUCAAAUAAAACAUUCUGUCAUGAUCUACUAUA